This is a messenger RNA of Myzus persicae (green peach aphid), 2002 nucleotides long. RefSeq names its product esterase E4-like. The transcript is spliced from 12 exons. Bases 220 to 1920 code for a protein of 566 amino acids. Lineage: Eukaryota; Metazoa; Arthropoda; Insecta; Hemiptera; Aphididae. The record is from RefSeq and is a predicted model, not a curated record.
ACAAAUUCCGUUGUAAACAGGUCCUACUGGUCUGCUCCAAAUGUCAAUAUCCUGGUCCUAUAUAGGAUAACACAAGAAAAAAGUUAGAAACACGACGGAUCGGGAUACGAAAUGAUGCUGUCAGUGCGAGCCCGGUAGGAUGUCCGUCUGACGUACACUCGACCCGACGCCGUUCUACUGCGAACCAGAAAUCAAUAAUUUCGACAACUUCGUUCGAUUAUGUCGAAACCAUGGCAGACGUUUGUCAAAUGGCGUUUCAUCACUAAAAUCGUGGUCAACAAGUUCAAGGGAUUUUUUUCCAGCACUGUCGCAAGAUACCUGACGCCACAAAAGAAAAAAACUGUUAAUAUUGAGCAAGGUACUUUACAAGGAAUUCACUACAAGUCUCAAGCUUCAAAUAAGCCUUACGUCAGUUUUUUAGGCAUACCCUAUGCUAAACCACCAGUUGGAAACUUGAGAUUUAAGCCUCCUGUCAAACAUCCAGGAUGGUCUGGCACAUUGAAAGCAUUUUCAGUAGGAAAUAUGUGCGUGCAGUAUUCUUUUUUGAAGAACAAAAUUGUUGGAAGUGAAGAUUGUUUAUAUUUAAACAUAUUUGUGCCACAGGGAGAACAAAAUGAAAAGAUGGCAGUGAUGGUGUUCAUACACGGUGGAGUGUUUUAUAAUGGAUCUGGGUCCUUAGAUUUUUACUCUCCUGAUUAUUUGAUUGAUGAAAAUGUAAUCGUAGUCACAAUAAACUAUCGAUUGAAUGCUCUAGGAUUUCUCAACCUUGAUAUCGAUGAAUGUCCUGGCAAUAUGGGUUUAAAAGAUCAACUGUUUGCAAUUAAAUGGGUAAAAGCUAAUAUCACUGCAUUCGGAGGUGAUGAUCAAAACAUUACUAUUUUUGGAGAGAGUGCAGGAUCUGCAUCUGUUCAUUGUCACACAUUGUCUCCACAAUCCACAGGAUUUUUUCAAAAAGCCAUUAUGCAAAGUGGAUGUAUGUUUAAUCCGUGGGCUUUGAAUGAAAAACAUAGAGAAUCAGCUUUUAAGUUGGCCAAAAAUUUGGGGUGUGAAAAAGACAACCCUAAAGAAGUUGUUCAGUACUUACUUAAUAUACCAGCCAUUGAUAUUGUCAAAUCGAUUACUAUUGAUGCUAAAACAAAUCCAGAUUAUGAUUUUGUUCCGUCCAUUGAAAGUGAAGUGGUUAGUGACAAAUUUUUACCUGCUCAUCCUGAAAUUUUAGCCAAAACUGCAUCAACAGUACCUGUAAUAAUUGGAAUCAACAACAUGGAAGGACUGUUAGCUUUGGGAGAUCCUCAUAUUAUGAAAUUUAUAAAUGAUACAGAGGAAACCAACAAAUUAUUUAAAAGUCAAUAUGGCUAUACCAAAGGCAUUAUGAAUAAAAUAAAGAACUUUUACUUCAAUGAACGAAACAUAGAAUGUGGAACCACUAGAUUGGAAAAAAUAUGUUAUCUUUACGGUGAUUUCUAUUUUGCUAAAGAAUUUCAUCUCAGUUAUAAACAUUAUCUCCAACGAAAUGUCACGCCGGUUUAUAGUUACGAAUUCAAAUUUGAUGGAGAAAUUAAUGUUUUCAAAAAAUUGCUCUAUUUUCUGAGACCAACUUUUGAACCAUUAAAUGGGGCGUGUCACGCUGACGAAUUGAGCUAUUUGUUUCAUGGACGACUAUUUGGAUUUGCACCUAGGGCCAAUUCACCAGAGUUAAGAAUGUGUAGAACAUUGAGUAAAUUGUGGACCAAUUUUGCCAAAACUGGAAAUCCGAAUUCACAAGAUUUAAGAUUCAAAUGGAGCAAUACGAGAGCAGAAGAACCGAAAUAUUUGUCAUUAGAUGGAGACAAUACGCAGAUGAUUGAUGGAUUAUUGUACAGUUCCAGGGUGCGUUUUUGGGAAAAGAUAUCAGAAACUGUUGGAUUGCAACAAAAAUAAAAUUAUGAUUCUUUUAUUAUACUAUAAUUUAUUGUUUUUUAAAUGUGUAAAGUACUAACCAAAUGCAUUUUGAAUUAACUUA